UCUAUAAACUGUCAAAACUUCUUGACUUCCUAUCCACGCCUCCAAAGCCAGCUCCUCCACAUUUUAUCCAACAGAAACAACCACAACACCGACCUAAAAAGCCGAUCAGGAUCGUAUCCUUUUUAGCUGUUCUUCUCCAGCUUUGUUGUUAACGACAAAACCAAGAUAUUCUCGAAAUUUCGCCUUCUGGUCAUUUCUUGCCCCAAAUCGGAAAAAAUCAAGAUUGUGAAUUUCUCUGUAUUGGUUGAUCGGAACCACCGAAGAAACGCUUGAUUAUUUGAUUGUUUGUGAAGUUUACGAUCUGGGUCGAUGGCAGGAUCAGGGAAUAAGUCGGAAUUGGGGACCAAGUUCAAAAUCUCCUCCUUCUUCAACCGAUCUCUCACCAUGCACUCGACACCGAAACCGCAGCCAUCGCCUCUCGAACGGGCUGUUUCCAUCUCCAAAUUCUACAACUCGUAUGAAUCUGUUAAAGGUAAGGUCAAAAAACUUGCCACUUUAUUUGAUUCCCCAAAAUCCGCGAAAGAUGAAUCAAAUGAAUUGCAAGUUCAAUCACAACCGAAGCUAAAGUCAUUUAAAUCGAUGGGACCAGUCAGUUCUAUAUCAGCUAACUUCAAUAAUCGUUCAUCAAUUAAAUUACCGGGUACUGAGGAUCGAAUUGUGGUGUAUUUGACCAGUUUAAGGGGAAUAAGAAGGACUUAUGAGGAUUGCUAUGCUGUGAUGAUGAUCUUCAAAGGGUUUAGGGUUUGGGUUGAUGAGCGCGAUAUUUCAAUGGAUUCAGCUUACAGAUUGGAGCUGCAGUGUGUUUUGGGAGAAAAAAAUGCGAGUUUGCCACAAGUGUUUAUUAGGGGUAAGCAUGUGGGUGGUGCUGAUGCGAUAAAACAAAUGUUUGACACUGGUGAAUUGGCCAAAACUCUCGAAGGGUUCCCGGUGAAGAAACCUGGGUUUGUGUGUGAAGCUUGUGGGGAUGUAAGGUUCGUGCCAUGUGGGAAUUGCAGUGGAAGUAGGAAGGUGUUUGAUGAAGCUGAAGGGGUGCUGAAGAGGUGUUUGGAGUGCAAUGAAAAUGGCUUGAGCAGGUGCCCGGAUUGCUGCCAUUGAUCUCAAACGCUCACUUCUGGUGUGUGGUAAUCAGAUUUACUGGUUUUUCAUAACCAUAAUUCAUCAAUAUCGUUAAGAACUUUUGGAAUUCAAAAGUUCAUGGGGUUUAUUUUGUGAUUGUUCAUGCAUUAGUGAGGGAACUGAUGCUCUGUUGGUUUAAUGAAGGUUGUUCAUGAAAAAUAAUAGUGCAUGCCAUCAGGAAGCCAAAAUGGUUUGGUUAUUCUUGUUGUAUGUCCUUAAAGGGAGAUUGUUUCUCUCUUCUUAGAAUGUAAAUAUCUAGUGAUACUUUUAAUGCAAAUGACUUGCAUAUAUUGCAAUUUAUGCUUGAUGAUGAGAAUGGAGUUUGUCUAAUGAACUAA
Tripterygium wilfordii is the source of this 1454-nucleotide messenger RNA. RefSeq lists its product as uncharacterized. Bases 310 to 1095 code for a protein of 261 amino acids. The transcript has a single exon. The record is from RefSeq and is a predicted model, not a curated record. Lineage: Eukaryota; Viridiplantae; Streptophyta; Magnoliopsida; Celastrales; Celastraceae.